Molecule: messenger RNA, 1406 nt
Organism: Ostrinia furnacalis (Asian corn borer)
Lineage: Eukaryota; Metazoa; Arthropoda; Insecta; Lepidoptera; Crambidae
Product: zinc finger protein 675-like
Exons: 8
Coding region: 201-1367 (388 amino acids)
Cellular component (GO): nucleus
Molecular function (GO): zinc ion binding
Source: RefSeq, a predicted model, not a curated record
AUCACGAUAACAAAACGCAAUUAACGUGACAGUCGGUAAAAUAAGAUUGCUGAAAAAAUUGCGUAUGUCAAUUUUUGCACAAAAAUAUUUUGCUUUUUUGCGGCUUGGAAAAUCUAAUUAAUUACGAAAAUAUCUGUAAUUUAUCAAAGUCUUUUAAGUUUUAAAUUGUCUGCAUAUCAUUUCAUCGUAUUCUUAAUAAAAUGCUUGCUGUUUUAAUGUUAAACCGUAAGAUGCGCUCUCGCAGGCAGAGCUUACGUAAAAAACAGGCAAAACCUGCGAAAAACGGGGAAAAUACUGAAGUUUUUGAGCAAGUAUCGGAUUACUGUAGAACCUGUUUGAUAAAUAAAAACUUAAUGGACAUUUUCUACACGGAAGAGACCGCGAAAAAGCGGUCACAAGAUUUGAAAGAAGUGACAGGUUUGGAGAUUAAACUAAAUGAUGGUCUAUCUCAAAAGAUGUGUACAAAAUGCAUAGAUACAUUUAAUUUAGCGCUACAAUUUAGGAUUAAAAGUGUAAAAACUGACCAAAAACUACGUAAACUAUUCCAAAAUCCACAAAUCUUUGAAGCGGACAACGAUGACGCAGAAUAUUUUGUGGAAUACGAAAUCUUAGAUGAUGAUGUUGUAGAGGCAUCAUUUAAUAAUAAUAUGGAUGAUGAAAAUAUUGUUGUGGACCAGAAUGUUGAGUAUAUUGACGAAAAUAUCAGUCAUGAGUAUUUAGAGAUAGACAAUUUGGAUCUGNUGGAUCUUCAAGAGAAACAGAUUCAACGCUCCAGGAGUUUGUCCGGUGACAAACCAGGCAAGGUCUACAAAUGCAAUGUGUGCGACAAGGAGUACAAUAGGAAAGUGACGUUCAAAGCACACAUGCGAUCACACAACAGCUAUUGUAUUUGUGAGGAAUGCGGUAAGCGUUGCUUCAGCAAUACGAUCCUGCUGGAACACAAGCGAGCCAUGCACGGUCUUGCCAGGAUACACAACUGUUCCUACUGCGACUACAGUUCUGCCACCAAAGCUGGACUUGUGGUUCACGAGCGCCGGCACACGGGCGAGCGCGAAUUCGUCUGCGAACAUUGCGGCGCGAGCUUCCACUCGCGAGCGGGGCUCGUGCAGCAUCUGCCGAUACAUUUGCCGGAGAGCAACUAUGAGUGCAACAUCUGCCAAAAACGUGAGAAAUCCAAACGGUUGCUUCAACACCACUAUCACAAGGUGCACAAAGAAAAACGCCUCCGUUACCUCUGUCCAGUAUGCGAGGAUGUUUUCAAAAGCAGCAGCGCGACACGACAGCACCUGACAAAAAGUCACGGUGUGGCACGACACGACCAGUCUGCUAUACAGCGGUUUGAGUUAUCAGUUCCUGAUUCAACAUAAGAGUAAAAGGUGGCUGUAGAUGAUUCUACUACGAUUUUA